UGACAUUUAUUCUGCAUUGCUGACUCUAAAUGGCUUUUUCCCUUUGCGGAUGAAAUAAUGAUGCAUUUAAUGUAGAUCGCUGACAGAACGUUAUGGAAAUUCUAACGUUUUGACGAAUAAACCGAAACCUGCUCCCCUCUAGACUUAGGCCUGGUUCUGUAGUGGCGCAGAGAAGUCCGCCCACCGCGCGCUGAUUGGCUCAAACGAUAGAUUGGCACACGGUAAUUGCGACGCAUUGCGUCAAUUCGCAAUUGGAUUGGCUGCGGCAUAUGUCAAUCAAGCAAGGUCCCGGCUGGUCGUGUCCCAGCACGCUUGGUGCCUGAUCACUUGUUGUGAACGUCUGCCGAGUGAAGCCCCCGAGGAAAUAGCGGUGGUAGAGAAGAGAAGUUAUGGCCACAGACUCUCCACGUCGUCCCAGUCGCUGUGCUGGUGGAAUAAUGGUCCGACAUCAGGCAGUAACGGAACAGUCAUAUAUGGAGAGUGUUGUCACCUUUCUGCAAGAUGUAGUCCCUCAGGCAUACACUGGCUCACCUCCAACAGAUGAGAAAGAAAAAAUAGUCUGGGUCCGUUUUGAAAAAGCUGAUAUUAAUGAUCUUGCAAGAAAUCCAGAGUAUCAUGAGAUGAACAAUGCUGGAAAUGAUCCCCCAUUGCUGCUGCUUAUUGGAUAUGCAGAUGGAAUGCAAAUCUGGAGCAUCCCUAUGAGUGGCGAGGCUCAGGAGCUGUAUUCCGUCCGUAAUGGUCCCAUCCGGACAGCAAGAGUCCUGCCUGCACCACAGACAAGUCUUCACAAAAUUGAUAAUUUUGCUGAGAAAAGGCCACUUCUUGGUGUGUGCAAAAGCACAGGAUCAGCAGGCCCACCGUACUGCUGUGUGGAUCUGUACUCUCUUCGUACUGGUGAAAUGGUCAAGUCUAUCCAGUUCAAAACCCCCAUCUAUGAGCUACAUUGUAACAAAAGGGUCUUGGUAGUUGUGUUACAGGAGAAGAUUGCCACCUUUGAUAGCUGCACUUUCUCUAAAAAGUUCUUCGUCACAAGUUGCUUUCCGUGUCCAGGACCAAAUCCUAACCCCAUAGCACUGGGAAGCCGCUGGCUUGCCUAUGCUGAGAACAAGCUCAUUCACUGUCAUCGAUCUCGUGGUGGGGCCUGUGGAGACAACAUCCAAUCUUAUACUGCCACAGUCAUCAGUGCUGCCAAAACACUCAAGACAGGACUCACCAUGUUUGGGGAAGCAGUUGGUCGGCUGGCUGGCAGCUUACCCUCGGGGGCAAUUGAGGAUGAGGUUUCCACACACAGUACCUCUCGACGUAGCCCGCACGUCCCUGGAGUUGUCACAAUCAUCGAUACUGAAACAGUUGGGGAAGGACAGGUGCUUGUCAGUGAGGAUGCUGAAGGUAAAGGCAUAGUGGCUCAUUUCCUGGCUCAUGAUAAUAAACCCAUUUCCUGCAUGGCUUUCAAUCCCAGUGGAAUGUUGCUGGUCACCACUGACACACAAGGUCAUGACUUUCAUGUAUUUCGGAUCCUGACGCAUCCAUGUUCAUCCUCUCAGAGUGCGGUUCAUCAUUUGUAUACCUUACAUCGUGGAGAGACAGAGGCUAAGGUGCAAGAUAUUUGUUUCAGCCAGGACUGCCGCUGGGUGGUAAUCAGCACACUGAGGGGGACCUCACAUGUAUUUCCGGUAAAUCCAUACGGUGGGCAGCCCUCUGUGCGAACUCACAUGUCUCCUCGUGUGGUGAAUCGCAUGAGUCGAUUUCAGAAGAGUGCUGGGCUGGAAGACAUUGAACAGGAACUUUCAACCAAACAAGGUGGACGUUGCAGUCCUGUGCCUGGUCUUUCAAGCAGUCCCUCUGGGUCACCACUUCACAGCAAACUAAGCAGCCAAGACAGUUACAACAGUUUCACAAACAACAACCUGGGAAAUCCACGGCUCUCACCCAUCCCAACCCUGACGAUUGUGCUGCCCCUGGCACAGAUCAAACAGCCCAUGACACUGGGAACCAUCACAAAGCGCACAGGACCUUACCUGUUUGGGGCAGGAUGUUUUUCCUUAAAAGCUCCAUGUAAGAGCAAGUCUAGGUCCGUACCGCAGAUUUCUCCGAGCAAGGCUGUAGGUGGAGAGUUCUGUGUUGCCGCCACAUUUUCUUCAUCACGAUCCUGGUUACCAACCAAUACUGGCCUGAAACGAGAGAAAGAUCAAUCAAAGCAGUCAGUGGUGGACUCUCUGUUCAUAAUUAGUUGCUAUGGUAAUCUGGUGGAACACACGAUCGAACCACGGCCGGUCACCACUGUGCAGAAGAUCAGCGAUGAUACUCAGCUGGAGCUGUUGACUUCUCCUCGAGCGAGCUGGUCUCUGGCCAGGACUCCACAGUGGAACGAACUUCAGCCGCCUUUCAAUGCAAACCAUCCUUUGUUGCUCAGUGCUGAUGCUGUCCAACAUUAUCAGAACCAGCUGGUUACAAUGGUAUCACCUGGCAGUCCCGGACCCACCUUUAGACGGCAUGAGUCUUGUGACAGUCUUGGGUCAGACCACAGUGGCCAAGAAGAUGAGGAAUGGUUAUCACAGGUGGAGAUUGUGACACAUACAGGACCCCACAGGCGUUUGUGGAUGGGCCCACAAUUUCAAUUUAAGACAAUCCAUCCUUCAGGACAAACAACAGUGAUUUCUUCCAGUUCCUCAGUACUUCAGUCACAUGGGCCUUGUGACACACCACAGCCACUAAUGGACUUUGAUACUGAUGAUUUAGAACUCAAUAGUCUGAGAAUCCAGCCCGUCCGCUCAGAACCUGUGAGCAUGCCUGGAUCAUCAAGGGUAAUUGCUGAUCGGAGAACUCUUUCAACAGUGAUUGAUGCUGGAUCAGAGCUUCAACGAGAGGGGAGCAUCGAGACUCUUAGCAACAGCUCAGGCUCCACCAGCGGAAGCAUCCCACGCAAUUUUGAGGGUUACCGUUCACCACUGCCCACCAACGAGAACCAGCCACUCAGCCUCUUCCCAACAAGUUUCAACUAAGCCCCUUAGCUAUUCCUCUCCCUUAGCCCUCUCACACAGCCUCCUCUUCUUCUCCCCCUCUUCGUCUUCCUCACCCCAGCCCCCCUUCCUCUCCUACUCCCCUAAACCCCACUAUUUAUCCCUCCCCAUAUCCCUUCCUCCUCAACCUACCCUUUCCCACUCUUCCUCCUCCUCCUCCCUCCACCCCUUCCGCCAGUGAUUUCCUGUGCACUAUCAAUUAGAGCCAAUGCUGACCAGGUCAACAAAAUGGAACAUUGGAUAUUAUCUCAUUUUCUCCAGUAAUUGCUGCAGAGAGACGCUGUCAUCCAAAUGGUGGAUGCAAUCACAGCUUUAACUCUUAGUUCAUGGUUUGUACCAUACAGUGAAGUGUUUGCUUUCUGGACCUCUAGGUCUUACUGAAUUCUCAGCUACAGAUACUAACAAAGGGAUGAGCUAAGCUCCUAAAUCAGGGACGUACAAUCUUUAUUUUGUUUUAUUUCAGUUAUUUCAUACUUGCAACAAUUUAUUUCUGGGGUUAGAAUAGUCACUGUUGCCUGACUAGGAAUGUUAAAUUGAUACCAUUUAGGUUUUAUUGAGAACCUGUUAUCAUCUAAAGAUUUUCCACUCUUACGUGGAUUCCUAUAACUGGUUUUCUGACAUUAAAAAGUACAGGGAUCAUUUGCCCACGGACUCCAUUUACAUCCAUAACAUGUUGUUCAAGUUCAAGUUAUUCUUUACUGUCAUUCACCCACAUGCUGUAAAACACAUGGAGGAACGAAAUGUCGUUUCCCCCAGACUCACACAACAGAGGACAUACAUAGAACAGAGAACAUACAAUAAAUGCAGACAGAAAAAUUGUGCAAGCACAAAUAGUUCAAAAAAUGGUAUAUACAGGAUACAAAAUUAGUGCAGGGUUACUGCAAAUCCGAGUUGGACGAAGAGUGCUACUGACCUUCUUGGAAUGGGGUUGGAAGAAAUGAUUGGGAAACUUCAAGGCCAAAGCAUUCACUGAUGUAACAAGAAGAAUCACAGGGGUAAAUUGAUUACAGUCAGCUCAGUGUUCAGUUCCCAGACUCUGAGGUCCCUGUGCUCCAACUGUUCCAGUGAUGUGGUCAGGACACACUGGAUCAAUAGAGAUACUUCAUAUAUCACUAGUCAAACAUUUAAAAAAUAAAAAUGUGCAAGGAAUUCUAGUGGUAGAGAUUACUGAAAGAAAAACGUGCCGGCAGUAAGGUUCCCAAAAAUUCUUUUAUUUACUGUAAAUUACUAGUGGAAAAAUGUUACAUCCAACUAUGUCAUUUUUCCCUCAGUUUAGUCACUCUUCUUUUGAAGUACUGACUGCCCAUGAGAUGCGAGUCUUAGGCAUGCAAGCACCCCUGUAUUGGGUAGGUGCUCUAGACAGGCUGACGGCUCAUCCCUGGAAUUGACCUGGCCUUCUCUGCGUCAGAGGUCUCUGGAGAACUGACCUGGCCGUCUCUGGGACAGGGGUCUCUGGGGAACUGACCUGGCCAUCUCUGGGACAGGGGUUUCUGGGAACUGACCUGGCCGUCUCUGGGACAGGGGGCUCUGGGGAACUGACCUCCCCGUCUCUGGGACAGGGGUCUCGGGGGAACUGACCUGGCCGUCUCUGGGACAGAGGUCUCAGGGGAACUGACCUGGCCGUCUCUGGGACAGGGGUCUCAGGGGAACUGACCUGCCUCUCUUUGGGACAAGGCCACCGAUGUGGUCUGCUACCAGCCAUAUUGCCAAGCUAUGGAAGAUACCACUUGCUAAAUGGAUUUGGCUUUAAAAUUAGGAAAAUUGUAUUUUUCUUUUAAACUGCACUAUUGCCUGACAGAGACAGGCACUUUUAAAGAGCCCUUGAAUUCCUUGGUAGGAACACACACUGUUUUUCGUGUUCAACCAAAGCUUCCCAACAAAAUGUAGGCAGUCCUAGAGCAGCUGCUGCCAACACUCGUCGGCAUUGACCCCGUACACUCCCAUGUGAUGGGAUUUUGCUGUGCCACAGAUUGCAGGUUGAGUGAGUGUGGUACUAGACCAGAGCCAAUGUGCGUCACUCACUGGAAUACUGUCUCACCCAAAGCUGCCAAUGUAAUCUGCAACCAUUGGUUACCUCACUCGGACUGAGGUCUCCCUUAGAGACAGGCUGAACAGCCACAACACACAGACCACAAACAGCAUCACAAAGAUUUGCUGCAUGAAUCAUCGUGAAACAUGUCAGUCCUGUGACAGCAGUUCUGAGGCUCACAGAAGAGGACAAGUCCAGUGCAAAUUAGUUUCAUUUAAACAAAAGUUUUUUUUCUCUAAAGAACAGUUUUUUUUGUGGAAUCACAGCCAAUUACGACAUUACAGGAGGUCAUUUUUCCCAUUGCGUACACACCCAGCCAUUCAGAAUGACCCCACUUCCCACCUCUCGGCCCUUAACCUUGUAGGUAGGUUUACCGGAGACACCAGAGACUGCAGUUCCUGGAAUCUGGAGCAACAAACAAUCCACUGGAGGAACUCAGCGGGUCGAGCAGCAUCUGUGGGGGAAGGGAAUAGUGUCCAUUUAGUUACUUUAUAGAUGCGUUGAGGUUUUAUACCUGGUUUCAUUUGGUCAGGUCACUAACUUUAUCGUCAAUUGCAAGCAGGAUAGGAUCCACCCUGUGGUCAGGACCCAUGGAGACCCAGCUACACUGAGAGGCAGGACCCUUGGACCCCCAGAACCCCACCCAGCCUGGGGGAGUAGGGCCCUCAAUCACCAACACCUCCCUGGGUAAUGGGGCCCAUGGACACCAUUCACUCUGGGGUAUGAGACCUAUGGACACCAUUCACUCUGGGGUAUGAGACCUAUGGACACCACCCACCCUGGGGGAUGAGAGCCAUGGACACUCACCCACCCUAGACGCUAGAGCCUAUAGUCACCCACCCACCCUGGGAGAUGGGACCUAUUGGCACCCACCCACCCUAGAGGCUGGGGCCCAUGGACACCACCCACCCUGGGGGAUGGAACCUAUGGACACCCACCCACCUUAGGGGCUGGGGCCCAUGGACACCCACCCAUCCUGGGGGAUGGGACCCAAGGGCACCCACCCACCCUGGGGCAUGGGACCUAUGGGUACUCACCCUAGGGGCUGGGGCACACCUUCACUGAGGGAGGGGAUCCAUAGCCAGUUAUUUGGACCCACAGACACACACCCACUCUGGGGGAUGAGACCCAAGGACACUCGCCCACCCUGGGGUAUUGGAUCCAAAGACCGACCCAUUCUGAGGAAUGGGACCCACAGACUCCACCCACCCUGGGAUAUGGGACUCAUGGACACCCACCCAUUCUGGGGGACAGUGUCUAUGGACACCAAGGUACUUUAACUUCAGUGGGGUUUGACUCCUAUAAGUGCUGACAGCAUCAGGCUCACUGUACCCUGGUGCUUCCUGGAAAUAUGGUGGGAACCAUCACUAACGACCGAGCCUCAUGGGUCCUAUCACUGGGUUACAACCCUCACUGGCACACUCUCUGAGCACCACAGUAGGCUGUGGGUUCCACUGGCACUACUUCUGACUUGACUUUGAUUUCCAUUGGCUCUACCAAUGGGGAAUGAACUCCAUGGACACCAACUGAUAAUUGGGAUACAUUCUCGUGUUUUGCCCAAAUGAUCAAAUGAUCAUUUUCGAUUUGUGACUGCAGCCACUGUGUGCCUGCUGCGUAUUUGAUCAUUGAGAGCUGAAUCCAAGCAACGAUUCACUCCAUACAUUCCAAAAAAGUCAUUGUAAUCAGGAAUAGGUACCUUAAUUGACUCCCCCUUCUCCACCAUAGCACCGCACCACCCCUGUCGUAACCCAUCCCCCUCUCCUCACUCUGAGGCCAGUUGUAGUCCUCUGCAGAUGAGAUCACUCAGCACUGAACCUGGGACUUCCUGGUCUGAUUGUCAGAGCUCCAUAUCCCCUCAGCCAUUUACACUUUUUUUUGUUCUAGUAGUUAAAAUAACUUUAUUUUUAAUCACAACAAUUGUAAUAUGGAAGUGAAUUAAUAAUUAUUUAAAAUAUAUUUCAGCCAGUAUAGAAAUGACCCUGUGAAUCCAAAUUAGAGCUGCAAAAUCCUUUGUGUAAAUCAAGCUCACUGAUUUAUUCCUGCAGCAGAAACCUAAUGACCAUUGCCCUGAGUCAUGCUAUGGUGGAGAUGUUUGGUUAAAUGCCUAUGUUUUAUCUAAGGAUUUAGUCUGUGAGAUUGUUAUCAGCCAUUUUAUAGUCUUGUGCCUAUGGGAACUUCCUGCUGCUUGAGCGUUGACAUAUUGAAGGGUUACAUUGGGAGUUUUCGAAAUCACAAAGGCUGCUUGGACAGCCUUGGAGAUGUUUGUGGUGGGCCUAGUGCUGUGAUCACAGUAUGGAUUAUGUCUGUCUAUGUGGCUGGACAGUGGUAAGAGGGUCAGGCUGCUUUCACAUUGCUGAAAUGAACCAGAUGAAGGUCCAAGGGGCCCAAUCUCCAGAUUCAGAGGGCUCAGAGUGAAGCCCUUCUCUCUCCUACUCCUUCCAGUAAUAUCACCAGGGCACCUGGGAAAAGGAAAUGUUCAUAAAUAUCAUCGAGAAACUGGAAAAGUAAAGAAUAGGAGGGGAUACAAGGGAGGGGACUAUCAGGGAGGAAUAUAGAGUGAGGGAUUAGCAGAAGGAAAAGUAUAUAUCGAAAGGGAAUAAUGUGCAGAAAACUCUGGUGGGAAGAAGAAUGCAGAGGAGUUGAAAUAAUAAGGAAAACUGGAGGAGCAUGCACGAGCAAUACCCAGGAAUACUGGAGGCACCACAGCAGAGAGACCGAGGUGACCAUUUGUUUCUGUAUUGUGGGUUGGAAUCAAGCCCUGCCCUGUGGGCAGUACACACGUACAUUCACAUACACACACAUCUCACACAUGGACAUGUACACACGCACACAGACACACACACAACUACAUACAUAGACCACACAUGCACACACAGUACACACACAUGUACAUACAUACAUCACACACACAGGCACACAGACAAACAAUGGCUGAUGGGCGGAAGCAGUGUGAAGGGAAACAGGCAGGAGAGCUCGGACCUGAUCUGAUAUCUGUGGUGAGAGUCAGUUGCUUACUUGCAUGAUUUGAACAGUGAUAAAUUUUUUUAAAUGCUUCACUUAGAUUCAUCUCAUCAACCAAUUAUUUAUUUUGUUUCCUGUUUUUUAUAUAAAACUAUUACCUUCCACACCUUUAGAUCCACUCAAGUUAAAAGGUUGUGAUUCAUUCCCACCCCAGAGACAAAACUUAAACUGAUGCUUGUGCAGUGCUGAGGGUGAGUCUUUCAGAUGAGUUGCUAAAGCCAAGGCUUUGUCUGGCUUGGGGAAGACGUAAACAAUCUUGUUGCACCAGUUAGAAGUGCUGGGAGUUCUCGCUGAUGUCCCGGACAAUAUGUAUCCCUCCACAACAUCAUUAAACUAAAACAUUACCUGGUUCAUUGUCAGAUUGUUAUUUGUGGGAUCUUGUCAUGUCAAAUUGGCUGCUGCAUUUCCUAGACGACAAUAAUGGCCAUGCUUCAAGAAUAUUUCACUGGUUGUGAAGGAUAUAGUAAUGUCAUCAGGUUCUGAAAGACAUUGCAUGAAAAUUCAAGACAGUCUGUCUUUCCUUUGGACCAAUUGCUGGCAGAUGCCAAGCACAAAUUAUCCAAUUUUUUUUCUGUUGUUGACUCCAUUAAGUUUUUUCCAUCUACUCACCACUUCCUCCCCUCCCUCCUGCCCUUGAAAUCAGGAACUCACCACAUACAGAAUCACAACCAUGAACUGGCGCCACCACAGAUUCUCCACCCAUCAUUCUUUGAUCCAGAUUAGAUCCUAAUCAGGGCCUGUGGUGUAAAUACAGUAAAACAUCAGGUCCUGCAGUGAAUUGUAUUUGUCACUUUUUAUCAGACGCACUGUGCCUCCAGCCUUCACACAUACGAUCAAAGGCAGACAUGCAGGCAGUAAAGGGAUUGAACUCUUCCUCAUCCCUGUCAUUAUCAAGUUGCCAAUGGAGUGUCUGUCUUCCGCCCUGCAGUUGGUAAAUUGCCACCUCACUGUCUGCUCCAUGCUGGCUGUAGAUUUGCUUCUAUACAAUGCACGGUGACUGACUUCCUGUAUUUUGUAAUGAUACUGGGUACUGUUUUUGCUGCUAAUUUAAUUGCUAACUCCUAAUUUCAACCAGUCCAA
This is a messenger RNA of Pristis pectinata (smalltooth sawfish), 9150 nucleotides long. RefSeq names its product BCAS3 microtubule associated cell migration factor (gene bcas3). Gene Ontology annotation, molecular function: protein binding. NCBI's taxonomy places the organism in Eukaryota, Metazoa, Chordata, Chondrichthyes, Rhinopristiformes, Pristidae. Gene Ontology annotation, biological process: autophagy; response to starvation. The record is from RefSeq and is a predicted model, not a curated record. Gene Ontology annotation, cellular component: cytoplasm. The transcript has 24 exons. The coding region runs from base 390 to 3002 and encodes 870 amino acids.